This is a messenger RNA of Stylophora pistillata, 915 nucleotides long. RefSeq names its product adenosine receptor A3-like. Lineage: Eukaryota; Metazoa; Cnidaria; Anthozoa; Scleractinia; Pocilloporidae. Gene Ontology annotation, biological process: G protein-coupled receptor signaling pathway. Gene Ontology annotation, molecular function: G protein-coupled receptor activity. The record is from RefSeq and is a predicted model, not a curated record. Gene Ontology annotation, cellular component: membrane.
AUGAGCGUAUUUAAAGAAUUUUGCGAAAGGCGACUUAACGAUGCCCUCAACACUGUCUCUCUACAUCGUAAAUUCACGUUCUCGCUUUGUGUAUUUUACUUCGCCUUUUCUCCGGUGUCGAUUGUUGGAAAUCUCCUUUCAAUUCGAGCCAUAUACAGAGUCACAUCACUACCCGCGUCUUUUAAGAAGCUUCUUCUAAGUCUUGCUGUCUCUGACCUUGCAGUGGGAUUGUUUUUACAACCCAUGUAUGGCACAAUGAUUGCCUUGGAGUUGAAUAAGGGGAUCAGUCAGUUCCUGUGUCCUUCUGUCCUGACGAUUCAAAUAUUCGUUACGUUAUUGGUGGCAGGAGCAUCUUUCAUGACCAUCGCUGCCAUUGCACUGGACAGACUUCUCGCUAUUUAUUUACAUAUGAGAUAUCAAGAGCUUGUAACGCCAAAACGAGUGGGAAUUGCUUUGGCUCUUCUAUGGAUUGCAGCAGCUUUUGUGGCACUAGCUUUCAUUUCACUGUCAGACCUUUCUGACUUGAUCGCUGUUAUAACCGAAGUAUUGGGAUUAGCUGUCACAUCCGUGGCAUACUUUUAUCUAUACAGAGUCGUUCGAUAUCAUCAGAAUCAAAUUCAAACUCAGUGCCAGGUUCAAGACCAAAAUGUUGCGCAAAUAUCUAGAGAGAAGAAGUCAGCUCUGAAUACCUUAUGCGUGUAUGUCGUUUUUCUCACUUGCUAUCUUCCAGGGUUAUUAUCAAGUAUUCUUCUGAUAAUUGAUCACUCAAACACAUCGUUUCAAGUGGCUUACAACAUGUCUUUGUUCAUGGUUCUUCUCAAUUCGUCUUUAAAUCCAUUUGUGUAUUGUUGGAGAUAUCGCGAGAUUCGACAAUUUGUCAGAAGCAGCUUUAAAAGAAACGUCGACAUAUCGUAA